Messenger RNA from Metarhizium brunneum ARSEF 3297, 804 nucleotides. RefSeq lists its product as uncharacterized. Lineage: Eukaryota; Fungi; Ascomycota; Sordariomycetes; Hypocreales; Clavicipitaceae. The record is from RefSeq and is a predicted model, not a curated record.
AUGAGUUGGGGCAAACGCCACGAUACUGCCCAGUGUUCCCGUACUCACCGCAACAUUAUAGAAGACGCGCUACAGAAAUAUUUUGAUUGGUUACUCAAGAUUCGAGACGACGCGCUACGAUAUGCGUCACCACGGGGUGUUGCAUGUGCGGCGAGUUAUAUUGAGCUGCCUCCUCCUCAUCAGCUACCAGAAGAAAAAGAUCAGCUAUCCGAGUCCUUUGACGAACGCAAGUCUUCUUGGGAGAGUCCGUGGUUGAAGGACCUCCGGCUCGUGCGGCAGUGGCAAGAUGAGCAGACAUAUACCCUUUACAACACGUGGUUUGCGAAUACUGACCACGACCAUGAUACGCAAGACGCCUGUCAGCAGGGGACCGACCUAGCAACCGCUCUGGACAUGGCCCUGGAGGCCGCGCUGCGCAGGACUACGGGCGUGGAUAGCAACACCUUUCCCGCCACUCUGCAAGCUCUUUUGGAGCAUCUCAGCAAAGGAUGCUGUGUACUGCAUGAAGGUGGUACUAAACCGGGCAAUAACACCGGGGGAGCAUUCUUCGCCACCACCAGACCCUUGAUCCACGAGUGGCAUAUGGAGCAGCUCCAGAGAGAAAUAAUACGGCACGGGAACUGCCUGUCGCGAACGCGAGAAGUGGCCAAGGGCUGUAAGAAAGCCCAGGCGCGGAAUCAAGAACGAUGGAGCAAUAAAUACCCGGAAGGUGGCAGGGUGACCCUCAUGAAGAGUCAUGGAUUGGGCAGCCCCCUCAGAGAGGUGUGCGACUCGGAUGAUCAGGAAUCUCCUGUUGACUCAUAG